UGGUUGCAUCGCUGGUUAUUUUCAUGAUCUUGACUCUUUCUCUCUCUACUGAGUCGUUGCAUUCAGUCACUAUUUUCAUGAUUUUGACUCUCUCUCUCUCUCUCUCUCUCUCUCUCUCUACCGAAUGGUUGCAUCAGGUGCAGGUUUAAACCCGUAAUCCUUGCUUCUUGGAAAGCAGUAUUUUUUAACGCUCUCCGAUUUCGCAUGAAUGUCCUUCACCUCUGAGGUCCUUUCUCUCUCUAGAUCCGUAUAACCAGUCGACAGAGUUGUGGAUUUUGUUUUAGCUUGGUUUUAGCUGAGCGUGAGACUGGGUUAGGGGUUGGCUUUUGUUGGGUUCAAGGCCCAACUGUUUAACUGUUUUUUUGGGGCUGUUUAGCACUGGUAGACAUGUUUCAAUCAUGGGUUUUUCUGCAAAUUUUAUAUGGAUGCGAAUAGCGAUCAGUCAUGGAGUUGAAGAAAGAGAAGCUUGUGAGGUUUUACCCAGAUGGAAACGAUCGAAUAUUACCAUGGGAGUCAGAUGAAUCAUCACUCUUAGGAACAGUUCAUUCUUUCCCAAUUUCCGACCCCAAAUCUUUGGUGAAACCUGAUGGGUUCGGGAGAUUAGCUGCGAAUUCUAAUCUUGGAAGGUCCAAAGCGUUUGUAGAGGACCAUGAGCCAUGGAGAAAACGAAUUCUCGAUCCAGGAAGCGAGAUUGUCCUUCAAUGGAACCGGGUCUUUCUUAUCUCUUGUUUGGUUGCACUCUUUCUCGAUCCAUUAUACUUUUACUUGCCAUCAAUUGGGGAUGCAUCAUGUAUGGAGGUGGGCGUGAAUUUGGGCAUUGUUAUCACAGUAUUUCGUACGGUUGCGGAUAUUUUCUACUUCAUGCACAUGUUCAUAAAAUUCCGGAUAGCUUAUGUGGCUCCGAGUUCUCGAGUUUUUGGAAAGGGGGAACUUGUCAUGGAUCCUAAGAAAAUUGCAGAUAGAUAUUUGAGAUCAGAUUUUUGUAUAGACCUUUUGGCUGCUCUGCCUCUUCCUCAGAUUGUCAUCUGGUUUCUUGUACCGGCUGUUAAACAUUCCAAGGCUAACUCUACCAAUAACGCCCUUACACUUAUUGUUCUCUUCCAGUAUAUCCCCAGAUUAUAUUUGAUUUUCCCACUUAAUGACCAAAUUGUCAAAGCAACUGGUGUUGUCACCAAGACUGCAUGGGCUGGAGCUGCAUAUAAUUUACUUCUCUACAUGCUAGCUAGCCAUGUCUUAGGAGCAGCUUGGUAUCUGGUGGCCAUUGAACGUCUGAACUCAUGCUGGAAGAAAGAGUGUAGGAAUGAACAAACCUGUAUUCUUAAAUUCCUCGACUGUGGUCACGCAGACCGGACAGAGCGCAAGACUUGGGCAAAUACCACACAAGUGUUUAGUAAUUGCAAUGCUACUAAUCCGGGCAUCAGUUUUGACUAUGGCAUUUUCGCAAGUGCUUUCACUAAGGGUGUUGUCUCUUCAAAGUUCCUUGAAAAAUACUUUUAUUGUUUGUGGUGGGGCUUGCAGCAAUUAAGUUCAUAUGGACAAACUUUGAUAACAAGCACAUUUAUUGGGGAGACAGCAUUUGCCAUACUUAUUGCUAUUUUGGGUUUGGUCUUAUUUGCACAUUUGAUUGGCAACAUGCAGACCUAUUUGCAAUCUCUUACUGUGAGGCUUGAAGAGUGGAGACUAAAAAGGAGAGAUACAGAAGAGUGGAUGAGACAUCGGCAACUUCCCCCAGAUUUACAACAAAGAGUCCGGCGCUUUGUCCAAUACAAGUGGCUUGCAACAAGAGGAGUUGACGAGGAAACAAUUUUGCGUGGCCUACCUAAAGAUCUUCAGCGGGAUAUUCAACGACAUUUGUGCUUGGACCUUGUCCUCCGUGUACCUUUCUUCUCUCAAAUGGAUGACCAGCUCCUCGACGCCAUAUGUGAGCGCCUUUUCUCCUCCCUUAGCACUGAGGGCACUUACAUUGUUAAAGAAGGUGAUCCGGUUACCGAAAUGCUCUUUAUCAUUCGUGGGUGCCUAGAGAGCUCAACCACCAAUGGUGGGAGGACUGGUUUCUUCAACUCGACCACUCUUCGACCUGGUGACUUUUGUGGAGAGGAGCUUCUCACUUGGGCGCUUCUUCCGAGAUCAACCCACAACUUACCCUCUUCGACCCGAACUGUAAGAGCCUUAGUUGAAGUGGAGGCCUUUGCCUUAAGGGCUGAGGACCUAAAGUUUGUGGCUAACCAGUUUAGGAGGCUCCAUAGCAAAAAGCUUCAACAGACAUUUAGAUUCUAUUCUCAUCAAUGGAGAACAUGGUCAGCUUGCUUUAUACAGGCAGCUUGGAGAAGAUAUAAGAGGAGGAAGAUCGCUAAGGAGUUGGCCAUGCGAGAGUCUUUCUCCUAUACACCAAAGCCUAGUGGUGAGGGGUCGGUGCCUGAGGGUGGUGGUGAUGAGGACUUAAGUGGGGCUCCCUUUAUGAACCUUGGGGUUACGAUUUUGGCCUCUAGGUUUGCGGCAAACACCAGGAGAGGGGCACAAAAAAUCAAGGAGGCGGACUCAACAGGCUUGAAGCUGCAAAAGCCUGAGGAGCCCGAUUUCUCGACUGAGCCUUAUGAUGAUGACUAGAGAAGUGGGUGUUGUUUCUCUCUAUAGAUAUUGUUGUGGGGUCUUGGAGGUGGGAUGACGAUCAUCGGAAAUAGGGUGCUGUUUAUCUAUGCAAUGGUUUUCUGAAUGUGGGACAAUGGCUGGUGGAAAUGGGUGUUAUUUCUCUUUGUUAUGGGGUUUUGGGGGGUGGGUUGUAUAAGGAGCAUUUAACUUGACUGAGGAAUGGGUGUUGUUUCGUUCUCUAUUUAUCGUUUGGGAGGUGGGUUGGAGAUGCAGUGUUUAACUUGACUAGUAGGGGAAUGAUCUGAUGGGUUUUGGAGUUAAGGAUGACACAGCUGCUGUGCAAUGAAUGUUGGGUGUGAAAUGGGAUUAGCAUGUAGAUUCACAUACAUUUAUAUGUUUGGAGGCUAAAGUUAUGACUGAACGUAAUAGUUGUUUUAUUGGAAAAGUUUAGUGUCUCAGCUCUUGGAGAACAAAGAGAUGUAAGCCCCAAUCUGCCCAAAUGCUCCUCUAUGGUAGUGAUUAAUUGGGGGUGCUGAUAUGUGUAUUGUUCACGCUUUGUGUGAUUCGUUAGAUGAUACUAUGAUAUCAAGGUUAGAGAGCCAUUUUAUAUGGCUGUUAUAACA
This is a messenger RNA of Amborella trichopoda, 3212 nucleotides long. Its product is annotated as putative cyclic nucleotide-gated ion channel 14. Gene Ontology annotation, molecular function: voltage-gated potassium channel activity. Gene Ontology annotation, biological process: potassium ion transport; transmembrane transport. NCBI's taxonomy places the organism in Eukaryota, Viridiplantae, Streptophyta, Magnoliopsida, Amborellales, Amborellaceae. Gene Ontology annotation, cellular component: membrane. The record is from RefSeq and is a predicted model, not a curated record.